AUGGAUUCAGGAACUGAGUGGCUUUGUGAAAUUUUAAAAAAUGUCCAACUUGAACAAUUUUAUUUGCCAAUAAGAGAUCAAUUGCAGAUAACAAGAUUAGCCCAUUUUGACUAUGUGCAUGCAGAUGAUCUUGAAAAAAUUGGUAUCAGCAAGCCUGGAGUGCGUAGACUAUUCGAUGCUGUAAGGAAGAAGAAACUUCAACUUUGGAAUCGAAAGUUUUGGAACAAACUUUUUGGUUCAUCAAGUUCAGUUACUCGUGAAAAAACAGAUUUGCCCGUAAGACAGCUGGUCCAGACUGAAACAAGAUCUACUACAUGUAUUAUAUUAGAAAAAGAUAUUGUAUUAUAUAAUGAAUUAGGUAAUGGAUCGUUUGGUGUAGUGAAACGAGGAGAAUGGAGAGUAUCUGACGUAACAAACCAGUUGGUGCCUGUAGCAGUAAAGGUACUUAAAGCUGAUGCCUUUUCACAACCUGGAAUCUAUGAUGACUUUAGAAGAGAAGUAGAAGCAAUGCAUAGCUUAAAACAUCCUAAUUUAAUAAAAUUACAUGGAGUGGUUUUCCAUCCAUUAAUGAUGGUGUGUGAAUUGGCAAAUAUGGGUGCUUUAUUAGAUUAUAUUAGAGCACAAAAUUGCAAAGUCUCAUUAAAUUACAUAUCCAAAUGGUCUGGGCAAGUUGCAGCUGGAAUGGCAUAUUUGGAAAAAUGCAGAUUUUUACACAGGGAUUUGGCUUGCAGAAAUAUUCUUUUAUCUAGCUUAGACCUGGUAAAAAUUGGUGACUUUGGACUUAUGAGAGCAUUACCAGAUGCAGACGAUUGUUAUGUGAUGAGUGAAAGGCGAAGAGUUCCAUUCCCUUGGUGUGCUCCGGAAUCAUUACGUUCACGACAGUUCUCCCAUGCCUCUGAUGUAUGGAUGUUUGCCGUUGCUCUUUGGGAGAUGUAUUCCUUUGGUGAAGAGCCAUGGAUGGGUUUAAAUGGUUCGGAGAUCCUCCGUCUGAUAAUGAGGGAAGGUCAACGGUUGUCAGCGCCAGCGGCUUGCCCACCUGACGUGUACAUGCUGAUGAUGCAGUGCUGGGAUCUCAAUCCUAAAGAAAGGCCCACCUUUGCUGGUAUUCAGCGGUAUAUGGAGACUAACAAAUUUGAAACUGCUAUUGCCGCAUUGAGCUACCAUAAACAGGGUCAGAUGACAGUAGAGGCAGGUGAUGCGAUUAUUUUGAUUGACAAGAGACCAGAACUGCAUUGGUGGAAAGGUCAGAAUCAGCGAACACUUGAAGUCGGACUUUUUCCUAGUACACUAGUAAACAUCGGAAAAAGCAAAAAUGUACAGUCAACGAAAAAAGCCCAAACAAGCUCUCCAAUGAAAAAAGCCCAAUCACUAACAUCAUCGUCCCCAACGAACGGUAUAUCUGACGACUCGGCGGUGGUACUCCGUAAACGACGAACGAUAGAGUCGACGCAGCCGUCUAGUACUCGUGCUGGCAACUCGGGCAGCAAACACUUUAACUAUAACAAGCUGGUCAAUGACAGGGCCGCAACACUUGAAGCUCAACGCAUCGCCAGGGAGGCCAGGGAUAACCAUUCCAAGAGUUUGAAUCAAGUAAGGGAAGACUUAUUAAUAGACUUGGACUUGCCGCCAACAAGACUGAAUUCUCCUACCAAAAAACCUAUCAGCGAUAGGGCCGUGUCUAUACUUGAUGAACCAAUCGAUGUGCCCGAAAUUGUUCAAGAGUCGGAUUGGGGACAGCCGAGUAUAGAGAGUUUACCGUCGUACAGCUCGGGUGCGCAAACUCAUCCUAAUUUAUAUGGUGCUAAAUCAUUAGACAAUCUUAAUGUCCCUUCAUCUACACGUAAUGACCUGACGUUUGGGAUCCAGUCAGACCCGUUCGAGACGUCUCAAGUCUGGAAUUCUUAUCAAGAUAUUCCCAGAAGCAGACCUAACUACGAUAUUCAGUUGAACGAUUCCGCAAACCUCAGCAACAAUGAAUCUCAUAAUAUGUAUUCGAAUAGCAGUUUCUCUCAUGCAGAAACUGCACCUGUUACGAAUAAUUUAUGUACAACAACUAGAAGUAUUUACUCGAAUCAAAGUAAUGCUCCUUACGGUACACUUUUAAACAAUACUCAGACAAACACUUACACCACUGAAAGAAAUUAUUCAACAAACGCUGCGAACAAAGAUGUGACAGCGUCCUUGGGACAAAUGUCGCUGGACGACAGAAUUUCCGAAUCAUUGAAUCUGAGAUCGAAGGAUACAAACAGAGAAAAUAUUUACGCCAACACGUAUAACGAAACACAUUCAACUUCGUCGAAAUAUUCGUCCAAUGACACGAGUAGCGUUAAUAGGUACAAGGAAUUUCCAAUUUAUAAUAACCAUGAGGCUAAUCUCGCGCAACAACAGUUCAUUCUAGAAACAAAAGAUUACUAUAAAAAAUUGUCAACGCCGACGGAAGUAACGGUGGGGGAUCAUUACGAGAAAAAUAUCUACGUGCCUAAAUAUGAAGAAGAGGGCGAAAAGCUAAGGAACUUCAGCGAUUCUUUAGAGAAUUCCAAGAACUAUUCCGCGUUGAAAUAUCAAAAUGUCGAUUUUGAUUUGUACGCGUAUUCUGAUGGUUAUGGGUUCAGUGCGUCAACUUCACGUGCAGGUGGCGCUUACGACGAGGUGGCUGAAACUGCGAGUAAUAUUUACAGUGAGAUUGGUGAGAGCGCUCGAGACAUAUAUUCGGGUAGAGCGAAUUAUACAAACACGUGUUUGUACGACGAAGUGUAUGAUGAGGCCACUCCUAGACCGCAUAGACCGGCGCCUCCUUGCCCUUCUAAACCCAAAUAG
Molecule: messenger RNA, 2817 nt
Organism: Parnassius mnemosyne (clouded apollo)
Lineage: Eukaryota; Metazoa; Arthropoda; Insecta; Lepidoptera; Papilionidae
Source: the annotation of a GenBank genome assembly